Molecule: messenger RNA, 445 nt
Organism: Coffea arabica (coffee)
Lineage: Eukaryota; Viridiplantae; Streptophyta; Magnoliopsida; Gentianales; Rubiaceae
Source: RefSeq, a predicted model, not a curated record
CAAGAAGUUUUGUUUCCUCAAAAUCACUGAUCCCAUGGAAAUCACAACUAUGGCUAACUCAUCAGGACUAAUCAAAAGAGUAGCACUAGUAGUUCUCAUGUCCAUGUUGAUUAUGAGUUUCUACAGUAGAGGGCAAGUGCAAAUGUCUUGUGACCUGCCUUCUUUGUUGGGAGUGGGGGACAAGCUGAUCCUGCUUGCAGCAAAGGAGUCCGGGAUAUCGUCAGCUUGGCAAGAACCAAAGGAUCAACUUGCUUUACUGAGGGUACCUUACAGCUGUUGCUUGGGGAAGCUUUGCAGUGGAAUCUGGAUUGGUGCUGUGGGUUAUAAGAUUCUUCCAAGUGAUUUUUUUCUCUGCUAUCAAUGAAAAAUUGAAGUGAUAAACUUUUAGUAUGCUUUAUGAAUGUUUUGUGGAGCAUAAAUUCCUGAAGAAAAAUUCCGAUUCGUA